Molecule: messenger RNA, 774 nt
Organism: Cololabis saira (Pacific saury)
Lineage: Eukaryota; Metazoa; Chordata; Actinopteri; Beloniformes; Belonidae
Product: putative nuclease HARBI1
Exons: 2
Coding region: 1-774 (257 amino acids)
Source: RefSeq, a predicted model, not a curated record
AUGGUGUCUCCACAUAUCCGGAGGGCAACCCGGUGCAAUUUCGCCCUGAGCCCGGAGGUCCAGUUACUGGCUGCACUGCGUUUUUACGCAGUGGGGAGCUUCCUGGAGGUGGUGGGGGACGGCACCGGACUGAGCAAGGCGUCGGUGUCACGGAGUGUGGCAGCCGUGACAUCGAUCCUCCUGCACCAUGCCCGAGCGCACAUCCAGUUGCCCACCACAAGGGAGGAGAUCCGCCAGGCGGUGGUGGACCCCGAGGGCCUGAUAACGGACAUCGUUGCUAGGUGGCCGGGGGGCACCCAUGACAGCUACGUGUUUGUCAACUCGGCUGUGGGGCAGAAGGCUGCUAGGGAGGAGUUUGGCUGGAGCUUCCUCCUUGGGGACAGCGGCUACCCUCUCCGCAGCUACCUGGUGACCCCUUUGACCAACCUGGCAACACCAGCGGAGGAGAGGUUUAAUGAGGCGCACACAGACACUAGGACCCACAUCAAACGGAUGUUUGGCAGGUGGAAGUCACGGUUCCGUUGUAUCCAUUGUUCAUCGGGGGGGCUGCGCCUGUCACCUACCAAGAGUUGUGGUGUCAUCGUAGUCACCGCCAUGCUCCACAACAUGGCUGUGCGCGCCGGAGCAGAUGAGCCGCCUCCCUUGGAUGAGGACGAGGAUUCUGAAGAUGACGAUGCCCCACCUCUGGUCCCUGGACCUCCGAACGAUGCCCGAGCAGCACUCCACCAAGCCGGUGUCCACAGAAGACAGGAGCUCAUUGACCUGUUUUUCUGA